UUAGUGGCUUAGCCGUUUAAGUUACUGCACAUGGUCAACGGUUGUGACUUGUGAUAACGAUUAGCGACCGCCGAGCGCUGAUUUAAGAUUUUGUUUUUGUCGUCGACCGUUGUCGCUUAGCAACCGCGAUAUCGGCCGAUCGAGAUUACGAAUUACGAUUCAAAAAACAAAAACCGUGAACACUCGAUAUCCGGCGCUCAAAUCUUUUGGAUGACGUGAAACGUUAGUUCUAUGAUUUCAAGUCUGCCCUGCGGACUUACUGCAGUACUAGACAUCGUCUAGUAAUGGCGAUGGAACGACAAACUGAUGCCAUGGAUACAAAGUUGCACGAAGUUGUUAAACAAUCUUUAAAGAAUAGUCCUACUUGGAACAACUUUGUAUCAACUGUAGAAGCCGAAAUAAAUAAAAUCUUGGUAAAUAAACGUAUGAUUAGUACAACAAAAAAUAAACCUGAACAAUCUGAAACAAUUGAGUUGAUUAACAAACUCAUAUCUGAAUACUUGGAUUGGAUGGGAUAUGAAUUGACAAAUUCAACGUUUAAGAAAGAAUUGGGAACUGAAUUAAAAUCAAAUGGCUAUCGUAAUCAAAUCACUUCAUUAUUAGGUCUUCAAGACACUGAUAAAACAUUAAAUCUGCCUCUUUUAACAGUAUUGAUAACAAUGUUUAAGAAUAAAGACGGAGUCAAUCAAGAACCAUUAGACAAUUGAGGCAAAACCUAUUUAUUGUUAUAUAUAUAUUACACAAACUACAAAGAUUAUUAAGCAUGUCUGUGAAUUAUAAUCCUUAAUAUUGUACCACUUGUACAAUA
Messenger RNA from Melanaphis sacchari, 808 nucleotides. RefSeq lists its product as uncharacterized. The record is from RefSeq and is a predicted model, not a curated record. Gene Ontology annotation, molecular function: protein binding. Lineage: Eukaryota; Metazoa; Arthropoda; Insecta; Hemiptera; Aphididae. Gene Ontology annotation, cellular component: microtubule organizing center. The transcript is spliced from 4 exons. Gene Ontology annotation, biological process: microtubule anchoring. The coding region runs from base 285 to 707 and encodes 140 amino acids.